Daldinia caldariorum is the source of this 2010-nucleotide messenger RNA. RefSeq names its product carbohydrate esterase family 15 protein. The record is from RefSeq and is a predicted model, not a curated record. The coding region runs from base 667 to 1857 and encodes 396 amino acids. NCBI's taxonomy places the organism in Eukaryota, Fungi, Ascomycota, Sordariomycetes, Xylariales, Hypoxylaceae. The transcript has a single exon.
UUCAUAACUCACCGAGUAGGAUUGAGCAUGUCCUUUCUAAAUUUUGCUUUCUCUUCCUGUUUUUUUCUUCUUCUUUUUUUCCCUCUUUCCCACCCCUUUUUUUCUCCCCCUUUUUUCUAUUUUAUUUAUUUCCUUUUCAACCAGGUUGACGGCCGUAGCAAUAUACCUAAGCGAUAGUCCAAAACCUUUCGCUCUUAUAACUACUUAGGUACUGAUAUUAACUACUCGAUGCUACACCAACGAUAUUAGCCAUAUUAGCCAAUCUCCCCACAUUUGGAUAUGCGGAGUAUCCUGUGCCAACGCUCGCCCCUCAGCAUCCCCAAAUUGCGAAGCGGAUCUCGGCGCAAGGGCUGCUGUCUCGCCACCCGCGGUCCAGAGGGUUAGACGCGCCAUCGUGGUCAAACAGCCAGAUGUAGAGGGUGCCUCCCGGCGUCUCGAAUUGGAUAGAGCCUCCUGACCACCUAUCAGCCCGAAAAUGGGCGACCUCAAGCUACUCUAGUUCAGGCACGCAGAAAUCAGCCGGAAAUGGAUGAUGCCGCUAGACAUCGCUAACAGCCGGGCCUGGCGACAUAUAAGAAUCGUCUCUACCCCCCCAAACGGACGUUUACCAACUAACGAAACCGCACCUUUCCAGCUCCCCUUAAUUCCUAACAAACAGCGCCCAAGAUGAUGCGCCGUCUGACCUCCGCCCUGCUGCUGGGCUCCGCGGCCACAGCCCUGCCGUUCGCCGAAAUCUACGAGCGUCAGAACACGAGCGACUGCGCUGUCAAGAGCAGCUACCCGACCGUGGACUUCGCCAAGCUGCCAGACCCCUUUACCUUCGAGGACGGGAAGAAGGUCGCAAGCAAGGCCGACUGGGCAUGCCGUCAGCAGGAGAUCAGCAAGCUCCUCCAGCAGUACGAGCUGGGAGAUUAUCCUCCUCCCCCCGACAAGGUUGAAGCCUCCCUCUCGGGAAGUACCAUGUCCGUCAAGGUCACCGUCGGCUCCAAGUCCGUCACGAUCAGCACCUCCAUCAGGAAGCCCAGCAGCUCUCCCGGCCCCGCCAUCAUCACCAUCGGCGGUUCCUCCCUGCCCAUCCCCGGCACCGUAGGUACCAUCGGCUUCAACAACGACCAGUUCGCCUCCCAGGCUUCCGGCCAAUCCCGAGGCCAGGGCGCUUUCUACACACUCUUCGGAAACACCCACUCCGCCGGCGCUCUUACCGCGUGGGCCUGGGGAGUCGACCGCGUCAUCGACGGCCUCGAGCAGCUCGGCGCGGAUAAGACCGGAAUCGACCCCAAGAGGCUCGGAACUACGGGCUGCUCUCGCAACGGAAAGGGAGCCUUCGUGGUCGGUGCUCUCGCUAACCGCAUCGCCCUGACCCUCCCGCAAGAAUCCGGCUCCGGCGGCGCGGCCUGCUGGCGCAUUUCCGACUCGGAGCACAGCAAGGGCAAGAACAUCCAGACCGCCGGCGAGAUCGUAGGCGAGAACGUCUGGUUCAGCAAGAACCUAAACCAGUACACCUCCAAGACCAGCAGCAUGCCCGAGGACCACCACUUCCUAGCCGCCCUCGUCGCCCCUCGCGGCCUGCUCGCCUUCGAGAACGACAUCGACUGGCUCGGCCCCGUCAGCACGACCGGCUGCAUGAAGGCCGGACGUCUCAUCUACAAGGGCCUCGGCGUCCCCACCAACAUGGGCUUCUCCCUCGUCGGCGGCCACAGCCACUGCAUGUUCCCCUCUUCUCAGCAGGCCGAGCUUACCGCUUACAUCAACUACUUCCUGCUCGCCGGCACCACCGCUCCUCCGGAGGUGGAGAAGAGCAGCGCCAACGUCGCCGUCACCGACUGGGCGCCGUGGCAGGUUCCCUCUCUCGUCUAGGGCAGUCACCUAGCCGGAGAUGGCGGGUUCUCUCUUAUGUAGGUAGCUCAGCUUGAUACCGCUUGAAAGCGUCAGGCUGGACAGCUCUUGGUCCCGAUUAUCUAGUCGUAUAUUCACGCAAACGAUAAUAAAAAGCUGAUGUUGGAAAUUUUC